Messenger RNA from Capronia epimyces CBS 606.96, 2442 nucleotides. RefSeq lists its product as uncharacterized. Lineage: Eukaryota; Fungi; Ascomycota; Eurotiomycetes; Chaetothyriales; Herpotrichiellaceae. The transcript has 2 exons. Gene Ontology annotation, biological process: poly(A)-dependent snoRNA 3'-end processing; nuclear polyadenylation-dependent antisense transcript catabolic process; nuclear polyadenylation-dependent CUT catabolic process. The coding region runs from base 1 to 2442 and encodes 813 amino acids. Gene Ontology annotation, cellular component: nucleolus; nuclear exosome (RNase complex). Gene Ontology annotation, molecular function: 3'-5'-RNA exonuclease activity; nucleotide binding; nucleic acid binding. The record is from RefSeq and is a predicted model, not a curated record.
AUGGACUUGACUGCAGACUUUAAAUCCUUUCAAGACCUUGUUCAAUCGUCCCUGAUCAGCGUGACGAAGACCGCAACUCAAGUUUCUACCCAAGACCUGAGUUUCCAUCGCUCGUCUAGCGAAAAGCUAUCUCGUGCCCUUGAACGCCAGAAUGCCCACCUUCUGCGCCUGACUAGCAGUCUACUCAAAGCGGCCACCAAAGACACCAACCUCAAACCUCCUGUUCUCCGGAAUCAGGAUGACAUCGAGGACAAUUGGCGUGAGGUAGUUGAUGUUGUUGACGACCUUCUCGAGAAGGCGGAUUCUGCACUUGAUGAGUACUCCGGCGUCAUCAAGCGUCAGAGUCCGAGUCAAGAUGCCGAUCCUCCAGCUAAGCGCCUCAAGACAGGGAGAGGUCUUCAUUCAUGGUCUUCAGAGGUCGCACAGAAGCCGCAGCUUCGUUUUGACAGGCAGGUGAAUAACUCUGAAACGAAGCCAUGGAAGCCUCUGCUCAAAGCAAAGCCCCACGCCACUGUCCCAUUAGAGGAGAGCAUCGGUAAUGAGGACGUUGGUUACAAGCAUCCAUACUUACAUGAGAUUGAACAAUACGCCUAUCCUCCUUCCGUGUAUCAAGCUAGUCUCCCUAUUCCAUUCACGCCGCCAGAGCAAAGUGAGCCGAUAUUCGUCGACACUGAGGAGGGUGUACAAGAGAUGCUAGAAGAGUUGAAAGGGGCUUCUGAGAUCGCAAUUGAUCUCGAGCACAAUGACCAGCGCUCCUACGUAGGUAUGGUGUGCCUCAUGCAGAUUAGUACUCGAGAAAAGGAUUGGAUCAUCGACACCUUGAAGCCGUGGCGGGAAAAUCUGCAGAUACUAAAUGAAGUCUUCGCCGACCCAAAGAUCGUGAAAGUGUUUCACGGGUCCAAUAUGGACAUCAUCUGGCUGCAAAGAGAUCUCGGCCUGUACGUUGUUGGUCUUUUUGAUACAUACCACGCUUGCUGCGCCCUCCAGUUUCCCGGCAAAGGUCUGAAGCAUUUACUACACCAAUUCGCCAACUUCGAGGCCCAGAAACAGUAUCAGACAGCGGAUUGGCGGAUACGACCUCUACCCAAAGAAUUGGUUGAUUACGCACGUUCAGACACCCAUUUUCUACUCAAUAUCUACGAUAAUCUCCGAAAUAUGCUCGUCGAAGGAUCCACGCCGAACUCGAAUCUCACCGAUUAUGUGCUGUCACAGUCCAAGAAAGAAGCUCUCCAAGCCUACGAGCGUUCUAUCUACGACAUAGAAACCGGUCGUGGUCCGCUCGGCUGGCUGGGACUCCUUCUGCAAAGGUCUGUCCGAUUCAGCAACGAACAAUUUGGCGUUUUUCGAGCCCUCCAUGCAUGGCGAGAUCAGAAGGCGCGAGAACUGGACGAAGGGUUGCAGUACAUUCUCCCAAAUCGUCUCCUAUGGAUAAUUGCAGAGAGCAUGCCCACUUCAAGCUUCAAUUUCCAUGCGGUGAUCAGGAGCGGUGUCCCCAAAUCUGUCCUGGACCGCUUACCUGAAAUCAUCGAAGUUAUCAAGAAGGGCAAGUUUGAGGGGCGUUCUGGGCCUUCUGUUCAGGAGGUAUUGCAGCAUAGUGAAGAGGUGUACGGGAUAACUGCACGUCGACCACCCCGAGAGAGAAAAGAAGCUCCUACCACAAUUCAAGGUUUAGGUGCGACUUUGAAGCAACUGAUUUCCAGCGGAGAUGUUGGUGCGUCGUCAGCAUCACUAAACUACGAUGGUGUCGUGGAGGUUGAAGUACCGGUUGCCACCCGAUCCACGGCUUCUCUGUUCUGGGGCGAUGUACCACCACAACAUGCACACUUCCCCGCGGAGCUGGACACAGUGAUGACUGCGCUGCGGUCUGUUCUACCAUUGGCCCCCGCCUCGGCGGCGGCUCCAAAUGCCUCUGCUCCAACCGAGCAGGCGCUGCCAGCCACAGGCGAGUCAACUGUGUCCACAACCACUCCUGCUCCUGCCACAGUACCGCCUCGCUCCACGACGCCCGAGAUCUUCACGUUGAAAGGUUCCGCUACAGCAAAGAAGCGGAAGGCCGAUGAAAGAGACGACGCUGUAGAUUUGCCGGCGACGACACCAGCCACGGCAUCACCAAUUGGCUCUGCAACUGAAACGCCUCCAGCGAAGAAUCCCGAGCAUGAGGCGAAGCGUCAAGCCAAGAAACAGAAAAAGGCCGAGAAGAAAGCAAAGAAGGAGGCCGAGAGACUUGCGGCAGAACAAGCUGCCAAAGCGACACAGCCGUUCGACUAUGCGAAGGCAGAGUCUCUCCUGGCCCCACAGACGCAGGCGGCAAGGGCGGACGCCGAGGCCAAGGGCGGCAAAAGAAUGAAUCCAUUCGCGAAGGCAUUGGAUGCCAGCACUGGUGCAAGAAGGGCCAAGAUGGGCAAGGAACUGGCUGGAAAGAGCAUGACGUUCAAGUCUUGA